Pochonia chlamydosporia 170 is the source of this 342-nucleotide messenger RNA. RefSeq names its product yippee zinc-binding/DNA-binding /Mis18, centromere assembly domain-containing protein. Lineage: Eukaryota; Fungi; Ascomycota; Sordariomycetes; Hypocreales; Clavicipitaceae. Gene Ontology annotation, cellular component: ubiquitin ligase complex. The coding region runs from base 1 to 342 and encodes 113 amino acids. The transcript is spliced from 2 exons. The record is from RefSeq and is a predicted model, not a curated record.
AUGGAUCUGGCUUGCACAAACUGCAAAACCUUGCUAGGGAACGAGAGAAAUAUUGAAAGUCGACGCUUCAGGGGCCACCUUGGCAAGGCCAUUCUUAUCACGGACGUUGUUGGCGUCAAAGAGGGUGAGCUCUUGGAACGAAAUUUGACUACCGGCCGGCACAUCGUUCGCGAUAUUUCAUGCAGAGGAUGCAACGAGGUCGUAGGUUGGACUUAUGUCAUGGCGGACGAACCAUCCGAGAAAUAUAAAUUGGGCAAGUUUAUACUAGAAGAUGAGCUUCUUCAGAAAGUAGAGCCGUCCCGGGAGAAGAAUGAUCCAACGCCAUCGUUGAGUAAGCUAUGA